AUGAGUGCUGAGGUUGCUGAACAGGUGCAGAAACUGUCCGUGAAGGACGGGCAGAGCAAUGACAAGAAACAGAAGCAGAAGCAGGGCAAGCAGCCAGGGAAGCAGCUGUUCAUGGACCCGGAGCCCGCGUUCAUUGCGGAGAGGGGUGCUCUGUUUGAUGCAUUGCAGGAGCAGUACAAGGAGAAGGUGGCUGCGAUGCCUCGCCACACAUUGAAGGUCGUGUUGAAGGAUGGGGCCGUGAAGGAGGCAACAUCGUGGGAAACUACUCCUAUGGAUGUUGCAAAGGAGAUCUCCAAGUCCUUGUCCGACAGACUUUGCAUUGCCAAGGUCAAUGGGCAAUUGUGGGAUCUGGAGAGACCUCUGGAGGGUGAUGCGAACGAGGAGAUCAAGCUGGAGUUGCUAGAUUUCGAGUCCGAGGAGGGGAGGAAAGUGUUCUGGCACUCGUCUGCUCACGUGCUGGGCGAGGCCUGUGAGUGUAACUUGGGUGCACAUAUCUGUCUGGGUCCACCAACGGAUGACGGGUUCUUCUACGAGUUCUCCGUCCGGGACAGCAUGAAGCCGCUCGGUGAAGGUGAGGAGGAGAGAACCGUCUCGCAGGCGGACUUCCCUAACUUGGAAGCUGUCGCGAAGCAGGUCAUCAAGCAGAAGCAGAAGUUCGAGCGGUUGGUCAUGUCUAAGGAGGACCUGUUGAAAAUGUUCCACUACUCCAAAUACAAGAAGUACCUGAUCCAGACCAAGAUCCCAGAUGGAGGUGCCACCACCGUGUACAGAUGUGGUAAGCUGAUCGAUCUAUGUGUUGGUCCACAUAUCCCACACACAGGGAGGAUCAAAGCUUUCAAGCUGUUGAAGAACUCGUCCUCGUACUUCUUAGGGGACGCCAACAACGAUUCCUUGCAGAGAGUGUACGGUGUCUCCUUCCCAGACAAGAAAUUGCUGGACGCACACUUGAAGUUCUUGGCUGAAGCACAGAUGAGAGACCACAGAAAGAUCGGGAAGGAGCAGGAAUUGUUCAUGUUCAACGAGAUGUCUCCAGGUUGCGCAUUCUGGUUACCACAUGGUACCAGAAUCUACAACACGCUGGUCUCUCUUUUGAGAACAGAGUACCAGAAGAGAGGUUACGAGGAGGUCAUCACUCCAAACAUGUACAACUCCAAGUUGUGGGAAACCUCAGGUCACUGGGCCAACUACAAGGAGAACAUGUUCAGCUUUGAGGUCGAGAAGGAGACCUUCGGGUUGAAGCCCAUGAACUGUCCAGGUCACUGUCUGAUGUUCAAAGCGAGAGAACGUUCGUACAGAGAACUGCCUUGGAGAGUCGCCGAUUUCGGUGUUAUCCACAGAAACGAAUUCUCCGGUGCUCUGUCUGGUUUGACCCGUGUGAGAAGAUUCCAACAAGACGACGCUCACAUCUUCUGUAAACAUGACCAAAUUGAAUCCGAGAUCGCCAACAUCUUCGAUUUUUUGAAGUACGUUUACGGCGUGUUCGGUUUCGAGUUCAAGAUGGAACUGUCCACGAGACCAGAGAAGUACGUCGGGGAAAUCGAAACUUGGGACGCUGCUGAGGCCAGAUUGGAGUCCGCUUUGAAGAAGUGGGGUGGGAACUGGGAAGUCAACCCUGGUGACGGUGCCUUCUACGGUCCAAAGAUCGAUAUCAUGAUCUCGGACGCGCUACGGAGAUGGCACCAGUGUGCUACCAUUCAGCUGGAUUUCCAACUUCCAAACAGAUUCGAAUUGGAAUUCAAAGCUAAGGAAAACGAGGGUAGCGAAAACUACGAAAGACCAGUUAUGAUCCAUCGUGCCAUCUUAGGUUCCGUGGAAAGAAUGACCGCCAUUUUGACCGAGCAUUUCGCAGGGAAGUGGCCAUUCUGGUUGUCUCCACGCCAGGUGCUCGUCGUCCCAGUCGGGGUCAAGUACCAAGACUACGCUCAAGAUGUGCGCGACCAAUUGCACGCCGCCGGGUUCUACGCCGAUGUCGACAUGACCGGUAACACUUUGCAAAAGAAGGUCAGAAACGGUCAAAUGCUGAAGUACAACUUCAUCUUUAUCGUUGGUGAACAGGAAAUGAACGAGAAAUCUGUCAACAUCAGAAACAGAGACAUCAUGGAGGAGCAAGGUAAGAAUGCCACCGUCGCACUGGCCACCGUGAUCGAACAGUUGAAGGUUUUGAAGGACGAGAAGAGAAUGGAUAACAAAAUGAUCUGA
Molecule: messenger RNA, 2199 nt
Organism: Huiozyma naganishii CBS 8797
Lineage: Eukaryota; Fungi; Ascomycota; Saccharomycetes; Saccharomycetales; Saccharomycetaceae
Gene: THS1
Product: threonine--tRNA ligase THS1
Exons: 1
Coding region: 1-2199 (732 amino acids)
Biological process (GO): threonyl-tRNA aminoacylation
Cellular component (GO): cytoplasm
Molecular function (GO): threonine-tRNA ligase activity; ATP binding
Source: RefSeq, a predicted model, not a curated record